Molecule: messenger RNA, 1077 nt
Organism: Diaporthe citri
Lineage: Eukaryota; Fungi; Ascomycota; Sordariomycetes; Diaporthales; Diaporthaceae
Exons: 4
Coding region: 1-1077 (358 amino acids)
Molecular function (GO): carbon-sulfur lyase activity
Source: RefSeq, a predicted model, not a curated record
AUGCUGCGCCAGACGCAACCCGACUUUCGCUCAGGCGACGAGUCUCUUCGGGAGCCUCCUCCGAGAAAGCGCUUCGCGGAAACCUCGUCCACCUCACCAGCGCCUCGAAGUGCGCCAUUGAAGACGCAGCGCAAAGAGCCCACGCCACCUAGUACCACACCCCUUAAUCCUACCGAGCCCCCACAGGUCCCAUCACCACAGGACUCGAGCAGUCCAGAACUCACUGUGGCAGCGCCGGGCUCCACCCAAGCAAUCACGCACAUUGUGCUCUUCAAGUACAAGCCCAGCAUAUCAUGGGAGGCCUUUGAGGAGCACUUCGAGACCUUCAAGGCAGUCCAACAUCAAUGCCUCCACCCGGUCACGCAGAGGCCCUACAUGGUGUCGAUGCGCAUGGGCAAGAACCGGAGCUGGGAGCCCUUCUCCAAGGGCAUGACACACGCGUUCGUGCCCGAGUUCGCCUCGCAGGACGACCUGGACUACCACUUGACAAGAGACCCCGUGCACCUCGAGUUCAGCCGCAACGCGCACCCCCUGAUCGAGGACAGCCUGGUGGUCGACAUUCGGGACGGGGUGCUGUUCGGCCCGGCCGCCAAGAGGCUGCCCGGCGUGACGUUCCCCGGCGAGGGCGGGAGGACAUGGAAGGGCGCGUGCCACUGCGGAGGGUGCGAGUGGGAGGUCAGGACGGACGGCGAGGACCUUAAGCAUGUGCUUUGUCACUGCGACACGUGCAACAAGCUCGGUGGGGGCCCGUACUCGUGCAACUACAUCGUGCCCAGGGAAGACCUGAAGGUGACCAAGGGGAAGCCGAGUGUCUAUACGUAUCAAGGCGCAAGUGGCAAGGACGUGAGGUGCUUCUUCUCCCCCACGUGCACCUCGCAUAUCUACCACCACCAAGACGCCAUGGCCGACAAGGUUAUUGUCCGAACGCUGCUGCUUGAAGGUGGAAACGAUUUCGAGGCCGGCGGCGAGAUCUUCCCCGAAGGCAAGCUGAGUUGGGUGCAGGACCUUAAGGAUAGCUUGGAGCCUGUCCCGGUGAAGAAGGCUGUCAACGGAGUCAAUGGAACAAACGGGGUGUAA